UGCUAUUAACACAAAUACAUCCGACCUUGUAAUUGGCGUUAUGUGAUGUGACUUUUUUUUUAUAAAGCUCUAUAUUGUUUGGAUUAUUUUAAAACUGUACAUAAACGGGAGACAAUGCAAUAGUGUGUGGAACUAGUUCACAUGUGGUUGUGCGGCGAGGACUUCUGAAGAAUCCUUUUGUAACUUACUGGACUGCACUGUAUUUUAUUUCAAUCUUAAACACACUCUUUUCUGAAUAUACUUUGGAUAGUUUAGGUAAUGUAUUACAUGUCAAAAUAUGUAAUAUUGUUUAAAUUUGGAAACUGGAAUUUGAAUAUGUUAAUCUAAAAGGGAAAUAGUUUGUUUAAACACCCAGCUGUGAAAAGAGGUAUUUACGGAGAACUGGAUUUUUAAAUGUACAAAUAUUACUAUUUAAUCACAGUUUAAAAGUGUAAUGUAUGGGUGCUUGAAUGAGCAAUGACAUUGUUUUGGUAAACAUUGUCACAAGCGAUCAACUAUUCAUUAGUUAGGUUAACACGUGCCCAGUUAUUAUUCGUCACAAACAAAGCUCCAUGUAUGUAGGCAUGGCUCAACUUUCGUACCUUGUGUGAAGAGAAUUACUGUGAAAGAGUUUCGAACCCUUUUCGUUUCUUUCAUAUGUUUUGUUGGGAAGUAAACUGAUACAGUACACAAUUAUCAAGAUGUCGUUGCCACGUAAGUUCGAUGCGAAACGCCAUAGCGACAGCUUGGAUGGGACCCCAGGAAUUUAUAGAAAACUAACUGAUGCCGAAAUCAUGGAAGAUUUUUUCAAAGCGAAAGAAGCUGAGCGUCUAUUUCUAAACCAUGAGGUGAAAAUAGCUCCCGAAAAAGAACCUACAGACGAUAACUCUGUUGAAAAACAGGAGGUAAAAUCGACUAUAAAAUCGAGUUCCAGUGCACGGACGACAACACAGAAACCAGUUAUACCGAGAAGAAAACAAGAGACAAAACCCGCCAUUCCUAAGCGUUCUGCAACACUACAGCCUGUCGUUCCACAACGUUCUGGAAAAACUAAACCCAUUGUUCCACAGAGAGCUGCAACGACAGCAAAAUCGACACCAGCGUUGCGAUUUUUCACAGAGAGAACCAAAAAAGUCAACGGAAAUGCCACCAACAAUGACAAUAGUAAUCUGAAACGAGCAGACGAGAAAAGAUCAUCCUCAUCUUCAUCUUCGUCUAGUUCAAGUUCGUCCGGUUUGAAGAAACCCAAAAGAAAUCGCAGUUUGAUUGUUGACAAGUCUUUCGUCCCGGUUAGUAAUUACUAUCAUGAAGUUAAUAACACAAUUCCAGAAAGAGUGAUAGAAGAAAAGGCUCAGAUACGACGUAAGAUGAAGUCAACCAAAGUAGAACAAGUACAUCUGGAAAAAGUCAAACCUGAAAUGAACGACUCAACCGAGUCGACACUCGAGAAUCAGAUAGCUUACUACGGCCCAGUCGUUCUAGUAGAUUCACAAGAAGACCUUACUAAUCCAGAUCUAGUUACUGGUGGCCAAUGGGAAAUCGAGGACGAGAUCAUUCCUGCAAACAGGGCACCAGCGAUGAUCACGUUCAAACCACCUAGCCUUACGUCAGAGGUUGAUACAUCUGGAAUACAAGAAAAAGCUAACGGAAUGGAAAGUGGGGAAAAUAUUUCGAUGAAUAAUAACAAUUACAUAGAUGAGGAUAAUUAUAUAGAAAUUCCAACUGUGCCAGUUUCGUCAAGGUCAUUACAGGAACCCUCCUGUGGAGGUAACUUGACUGUUUCAAGCCCUAAAGGUGAUAUGGAAUGGUGUUUAUCAUCAGAACGAUCAAGUACGCCAGUUGAAAAGCCAGAUGAAAACUAUUGUGAUCCUUAUGAAUUUGAAAUAAGGACCAGACCAACAAUCAAUGAUUCUAUACCAAGUGACAAAUCGUCCACCCCACCGCCACUACCGUCCACCAAUCCUCCACCAUUAAGGAAAGACCUACCACCAGAUUUUAACAUGGAACAUACAGUAAAGAAACUACCCGUAGAUUGGAAGACGAACGAAACAUCCCAACAUGAAGGUGACGACGAAGUAUUUGCCGUAGAGGCUAAGACGACACUUCCACCCCAAUGUCAAGAUAAUCGUUAUUUAGAAAAUGGCUCCGAUGAGAUAACAGCUAGACAUGAGAAACAAUUAGAGGCCAAUUUAGAACCAGGACAAGUUCAGAUUAUCAGUGCAAUGGAUAUCAACAAACCAUCAGGUGGCCACAUAAAUAAAAAGAAAACCCGAAAGCCAAAAGGCAGCCAUUCUUCGGAUAGUUCAAGUUCUUCAAGUUCCUCUGAUGACGAAGAGAAAAAACGAAAUAUAAAGAAUUCCUCGACACCUAAAGACGAAAAUGUGUUGAUAAAUGGAGAUGCUGAUAGUACAAAGAAAAAACGUAAAAAUUCGUCAUCUGAUGACAAAAGACGUUCUUCAGAUCAAGGACCAUCGCCGCCACCCAGAAAAUCUAAAUUAAAUAAAACGGACAAUCACGAAGUGGAAUUGCCCUUAAACAUUGAUAGUAUAAAGCUGCCGCAAGUUAACAAGGACAGACACAGCACUACAUCUUCAUCCAGUAACAGUGAUACAGAAAAAAACAAACAGAAUAAAAAUAUAACAACACCAAAGCCAAAUUCCGAUUUAAGAUUAGAUGUAUCAAAAAACAAGGAUGACAGUCCAGAUGAAACAGGACCUAAAGCUGGUGAUUUCUUGGAUUUUUCUAUCAGUACAAGUGAUUCGCCGCCUGUCUAUAGUACGCCUCGCGGUCCUUGCAAUAAAAUCAGAUCUGUGUCUUCCUAUUCCAGUUCAUCUGAAGACGAACACAAAACACCUUAUAAAAUAUCUGGAGGUGUUCCUAAAUCUCCUAAAUCAAAUGAAAAUAAACAGGAAAUAUCCUCCAGUCCACAGCGUUUGGACCUUAAUCCCAUUGAAAGCCCAACUAAAAAUGUAGCAUUGGCUCCCGAAAACCCCACAAAAGAUGAUACCGAUAAAGCAAUUAUUCCUGCAUUAGACAAAUCAGUAUCAAGUACGGAUUCUGUGUCAUCCGAAAAUAUAACAUCUUAUAAUAUUCACACUGAAAGCGAAUCAGAUCCCGAUAAGAAAUCUACUAAGAACAAGAACCCAGUAUUAAAAUCACCAGAAAUAACCAACUGUCAACCUAAAUUACCCGAAAUAUCGCACAAAAUAUCACCAAGUCAACCGACAGCUGAAACUCGUCACCCGAAUAAAAAAGACAUCGGAACACAAGUUUCCGUUGAUGGUGCCAGAUCUAAAACACCAGAAACUCCCAAAGAUAAAAGUUCAAAAAGCAUCACUGCCUCAAAGAAUAAGUCCCCGAGCAAUAGCACAAAGAAGACAAAAAAUAGUACCACUUCUAACAGUAGCAGUAGCAGUAGCAGUUCAGAUUCUGAAACAGGUGAUAGCAAAAAUGAUAAGAAAAUCAAAACAUCAAAAAAUAAGAGAAAAUCCAAGCGAACCGACAGUUCAGGGGGUAUCAGGGCGAAACUAGGCGAGUUGUUCAAGCGCAAAGAGAAGAAACCCAAAAUGGAGAAAGAAAAGAAGAAAUCGACAACUGACGAGGAUAAUAAAGAAGGUAAAGUCGACAUCCCAACUCCGAAGGUAUGUACUCCAGAGCAGGUUUACGACGAACUUAUUGUUAAGAAAGCUCCUGGUGUUGGUGCUUCCGUUAAUGUACCUGAUGUCAAUCAUUGUCAUAAGAAAACUAGCACACCUUCUCGUCCUUCUGCUGACAUUAAUAUAGCGACCCCUUCGCUUCCACCGAAGAUUAAUAACGGAGGUGUCACUGUAACUGCACCUUCACUGACUUUGGGAAAUACCGGAGACGUAAAAAUAAAUACCCCGUCACCCCCUUCUGUGGAUUUACCCAAGUUGAAAGGGGGUGUUGAUAUAAACCCUCCCUCUGUGAAUGUACCGGGAGACAUCAAAAUAGGAACCCCGUCGCCUCCUUCUGUGGAUUUACCAAAAUUAAAAGGAGAUGUUGACAUAAACCCCUCCUCUGUAAAUGUACCUAAGCUGAAUACGGGAAACAUCAACAUAAAAACCCCUUCACUUCCUUCUGUGGAUAUACCUAAUGUUAAAACUGGUGAUAUUAAUGUAGCAGGAUUAGAAUGCCAUUCCGUGGAUGUACCCAGUAUACCAACUGGCCGUGUCAAUAUUGGGAAACCUAAAGUUGUUCCUGCCGAUUUACAAGAAAUUAAUGUAAAUGUAACGUCCCCAUGCAAUGCAGAGUUUAAGGACAAAUCACCAAAGGGCGACGGCAAUAACGAUAAAUUGAAUACCUCUUCGUCGAGCAGCGACAGCUCAUCCAGCCACAAGAGUUCUUCAAGCAAUAGUAGCAGGAAUCCAACACAGAACAAUAGCAUAAUUAUAGAAGAGAAUCCCAACCAGCAGGCAUUAGACAAUUCACCAAAGGACGCAAUAAUUGAUCAAAUAAAUCAUGCUACAAGUUCCCCUCUGUGUGUAUCGCCUUCAUUAACAACACGCACCCCAGUUAAAGAGGAGAUAUCAACUCCAUUGAAGCACCCAACAACCGACACCAUCAACUCUUCCCACCAACAGUAUUAUACUGAUGGACAUCACUUUGUUGUUGUAGCAAUCGACUUUGGUACAACAUUUAGCGGUUAUGCGUUUAGCUUCGUUCGAGACCCAGACAAUAUUCUAAUGAUGAGAAAAUGGGAAGGUGGAGAUCCGGGUGUUGUCAAUCAAAAGACCCCUACAAUAAUCCUUUUGGAUCCAAAUGGAAAAUUCAAUUCCUUUGGUUUUACUGCUCGAGAUACGUACAACGAUUUAGACCCCAAAGAAGCUGCCUCCUGGCUGUACUUCGAUAAAUUUAAGAUGGUUUUACACCAUCAAUCGGAGUUAACAAAAGACACAAUGGUCGCAGCUAGUAAUGGCAAGUUAUUCCCAGCAAUAAAUAUUUUCGCCUACGCACUUAAGUUUUUGAAGGAUCAUGCCCUACAGGAGCUGACGGAUCAAUCUGGAUUCCAAAUUAUUAACGAGGAUAUCAGAUGGGUUAUUACAGUUCCUGCUAUAUGGAAAGCUCCUGCUAAACAGUUCAUGAGACAAGCUGCCUAUAAUGCUGGUUUGGUAUCUUCUGAUUCUCCUGAUAAACUCCUUAUAGCUCUAGAACCGGAAGCUGCAUCUAUAUACUGUCGGAAGUUAAAGAUGCAUCAGUUAAUCCCCGAAUACCCAAUACAGCGACCUUUACAAUCACCCAAGCAUUCUCAUCCAGAAGAAAUAGACGACAACCCGGCCUGUACUAACGUCCAUAUAGACGUAAGUCCUACAGAAUACAGUUUUCCGUUACAAUUAUCACCCAACCAGACACUGGAUUCCUCUAUGAGAGGAACUAGAUACAUGGUGGUUGAUUGUGGUGGUGGUACUGUUGACAUCACGGUUCACGAACUCAGUUUGGCGGGAAAAUUGAUAGAACUACACAAAGCUACAGGCGGACCACAUGGAGCUACAGGUGUUGAUCUAGAGUUUGAGAAGUUAUUGGGUUGUAUUUUUGGUCCAGAAUUUAUUACACAAUAUAAACAAAGAUAUCCUGUAGGUUGGGUUAAUCUCAUGACCAAUUUUGAAUCAAGGAAAAGAUCAGCAAAUCCGGCAAAACCUACUUCAUCCAACGUUUCUCUUCCAUUUUCAUUUAUAGAUUACCAUAAAAAACAUAAGGGUAAACAAGUAGAAGUGAUGGUAAAGAAACAUGGCGAUCAUGACGUCAGAUGGUCAGCACAAGGGAUGUUAAGACUGAGUCCAGAAGCCAUGAAACUUCUCUUCGCUCCUACCCUAGAUAAAAUCAAACAAGCUAUUGGUGAUAUCAUCAAUCAUCCACAUUGUCGUAGAUUAAAGUAUAUGUUUUUGGUAGGAGGAUUCGCAGAAUCGCCUAUUUUGCAACAUGAGAUACGUAAAGAAUUCGACAGCGAUAAAAAUCAUAUCGUUAAAGUUUUAAUACCCCAAGCCGUCAGCUUAGCCAUUCUUAAAGGUGCUGUAAUGUUUGGAUUGGAUCCAAUGGUGGUUAAUGUUCGCAGAUCCAGGGUGACGUAUGGUAUAGGUGUGCUUAACCGCUUCGAUCCUGAGAAACAUCCGGAAUCAAAACUCGUCACAAGAGACGGCAAAGACUGGUGCACGGAUGUGUUUGAAAAAUUUGUCUGUACGGACGAAGCCGUAGCGUUAGGGGAUGUAGUGGUGAAGAGUUAUACCCCAGCAGUUUCGGGGCAAACCAAGAGCAUCAUCAAUAUGUAUUGUAGUGAAAAUGAACACGUCCAAUUUAUUACGGACCAGGGUGUGAGAAAAUGUGGAACACUAACCCUUGAUCUAUCCCAGUAUGAAAUCCAGGAGUCAGCGUAUCGGCGCGAAAUUCAAAUUCGAAUGUGUUUCGGGGAUACAGAAAUUAAAGUGAGCGCGCAAGACAUUACAACUGGCCAGGUAGUACGGAGUAUCAUUGACUUUUUAAACAAAUAGCUCAUGUUUACAAGAAAAUAAAUGUUAUGAUUGAAAACCGGUCGCUCAUUAAGACGAGCAAAAUAUCUGAUGAGAUUUGGAUAUUUGAUAUUUCGGCGUACAUUCUGGUCAUUUGAUGUAAAAGUUGGUGCUUUCUUAUUUAGUGGAAAAAAGUUGGCUUGUUUCUGAUAAUCCAUAAUAUGGCCAAAAGAUGGAAUACACAUUGGGAAACACAUGGUAUUGAGUCGAUCUGAUCAAAUAUUUAACGUCAACUAUCCCAUGCCCACGGUUUAAAGGAGCUAAAUCUCUAUUCUUUAGAACCUCGAAUUUUCAUUCAAUUUUUAAAAUUUUGUUUGUAAUUUCUAAUCAGCUAAUUGUAGUCGCUUGCUUCUUGUUUCUCCAGUCUACAGUGGGAGUGCAGUUUUGCAUUUCACUUGUGUACUAACGUUUUGCCUCGUUCAUCACCAAUGGCGCGCGAGCGUAUAGAGAACACUACGUAGAGUACUGAUUUUGAAGUGUGUAUUAAAUAUUAGAUACCAGGGUCUAAUAUUUUCACAUACUGAUUGAAAUGGACCAAUAUUAAAUUCUUAUUUCGAAGAUUAUUGACAAUAAAACAGAGUUAGAGAUUUAGCUACUUUAAGAUGUAUGCAACUUUGUAUUACGUGAUAGUAUUACAAUUUCGAUAACGAAUUAUUUAUAUUUAAUUAUAUAAGUUUGCUUUAUACUCCUUAUUUUAGUAUUAAAACAAUAUAUUUUUGUAUGUAUUAGGCUUUUUACAUAUAAGUAUUAUUACCGAUGCUUGAAUUUAUAAAACCUAUAUCGCGCUGGCAACCUCAUUCAUACGAUUUAGUGCAUGUAUUAAUAAAUGGUCACCAAACAUUAAUCAAGAACACUUUUAAACGAAACGAUACAAAAGUCGUAUUUACGAUCUAUUUCCUCAACUGACGAGAGCCUAAAUUCACCAAAUACUUUCAUUCUAUAAUUUUAUUUUUCUAUAUCAUAUACAAAAAUAGUUAAAAAUACGUUUUUAGGUUGCACAAGGUGGCCGGAUUAACCUCGAGAGAAGAUAUUUUUAUGAGGUUUUUCAGACGUUUUUGAGAAAGCCUCCUGAAAUGCUAUUUUAUAAAUCGCUAUAUACUUAUUUUUUGUAUAGAAUUAAAUAGUAUAUAUUGUAUAGAUUUAAAAAUGAAAUAUUUUAUAAGAUAUAAUCUAAAUGUGGUUUAAUGGACUUACGCCAUUAGUUCAUGUUGUCUGUAUUAACUUUUAUAUAUUUCAAGCAUAUUAAAGGGGUCAGUUUCAUAUACAGUUGUAGCUACUUUUGGAUUUAUUUAAUAUAAGCUUCUGUCUGGAUUCAAAUUAUUUAUUACCAUAGAAGCCUUACCGUUCGGAUCAUUAUUGGUUUAAUUAAUUCUGCUUAUGAUCCGUAGCGAGAGCAAAUACAUUGGCAAAGGAUGAAGUACAGUCAAUCGAAUCUUUCGCCGAGCGGAGCGCACGUUAAAUUUUUGAUAAAAUAUUUACGGUUUCCUUUCAACCCAUGAUACAUGGAACUACUAAACAAAAUCCUUCGGUAUUAAUCUGGGUGGAUUUAAAAUGUACCUUCAGUGGUAUCAUAGACUAUGAUAAAAAAAGAAUUUGGUUCCUUUAUUAAUUUUCAUUAUACAUUGUAUUUCUGUAUAUUUAUACUGUAUAUUACAAUAUGUAAAACUGGAAAUAUAGAUAAAUAGUAUUAUACAAUA
Messenger RNA from Patella vulgata (common limpet), 8197 nucleotides. Its product is annotated as mucin-2. The record is from RefSeq and is a predicted model, not a curated record. NCBI's taxonomy places the organism in Eukaryota, Metazoa, Mollusca, Gastropoda, Patellidae. The transcript is spliced from 10 exons. Bases 681 to 6482 code for a protein of 1933 amino acids.